UGAAGCUAGACAAAUUCAGACUGGAAAUAAGGUGCAACAUUUUUAACAGUGAGAGGAAUUAACCCCCAGAACAAUUUACCAAGGGUUGUGGUGGAUUCCCCACCACUGGAUGUUUCUCUAAAUGUUCUGGUCUGGUUCAGUUCAGGGAAGUUUGCUGGCUCGUGUUACACAGGAAGUCAGGCUAGACGAUCACAGUGGUUCCGGCUGGCGGUACAGUCCGUAAAUCUAUGAAGGCUGAUUUGCAUGGAAUGAUUUGCAAGAAAAGGCCUUCAAGGGCUAGACAUAAGGGAAGUUUAAAUGAGCUGCUGGGAGUCAGGACUCCUGGGUUCUAUACUCAGCUUUGGGAGGGGAGUGGGGCCUCAGAGUCAGUCCUAGAAAUAGGAGGGGCUGGUCCCUGAGCCCCCACCACUGGCCCCACUCUGCAUAGGGGAAGCUCUAACAGAUGGCUGUUUAACCCCUGCAGUGCUUGCACCGAGCCAUGGAUUCAGCGUGGACAUGGAGGGACCCAUCACCUUCCAGGAGGCUGCUGCAGGGUUCGGGCAGAGCGUGGUGCAGUUCGGGAGUGCCAGCGCUGGGGGGCUGCUCGUCGGGGCCCCGCUGCAGACAGGAAACGUGAAUGAAACCGGCAAAGUCUACAAGUGCGUCCCGGGCUCCGGACGCUGCCAGGAGAUCCCCAUCCAGAGGCCCGCUGAUGCUGUGAAGAUGUCCCUUGGUUUGUCUCUGGCUGCCCAGAGCUCCCAGCUCCUGGUGUGCGGCCCCACGGUGCACCAGGCCUGCGGGGAGAACAUGUACGUCAAAGGCUACUGCUUCCUCCUGGACCAGAGCCUCCGGCAGCUCCGGCGCAUCCCAGACAGUCUGCCAGAGUGUCCCAAACGCCCCACAGACAUCGUGUUCCUCAUUGAUGGCUCAGGCAGCAUUGGUUACCGUGACUUUGGAACAAUGAAGACGUUUGUCAUCGAGGUCAUAAGGCGUUUCCGUGGCACCGACACGCUGUUUGCCCUCAUGCAGUUCUCCAGCACUUUCAAGGAGCACUUUGACUUCAAUAAGUUCAAGAGCACCCGUGACAUAGAUUCACUCGUCGGUCAAGUUGAACAGCUCAGAGGAGCUACCUACACACCCACUGCCAUCCAGAAAGUGGUGAGGGAGCUGUUUAUCUCACAGAAAGGAUCCCGGGAUGGAGCUGCCAGGAUUCUCAUUGUGGUAACAGACGGCAUGAAAAAUGAUUACCUUCAAUACUCAGACGUGAUUCCAGAGGCAGAGAGAGCUGGGAUCAUUCGCUACGCCAUCGGGGUUGGCCGGGCCUUCUCCCAGUAUAGUGCCCAGCGGGAGCUCCAUGAGAUCGCCUCUAAUCCCACCAACGAGCACAUCUUCCAGGUGAAUGACUUUGAUGCUCUUCGGGGCAUCCAGAACCAGCUGCAGGAGAAGAUUUUUGCCAUUGAAGGUACCGGACCAGGGAGAAGCACUUCACUUGCUAUGGGGCUGUGUAAACAGGUUCCUGGGGUAGCGAUGGGCCAGGGAGCUGCUGGGAUUCUGUACCGCAAAGGGACCCAGGAGCUAUCCCUCUAA
Messenger RNA from Chrysemys picta bellii (western painted turtle), 1566 nucleotides. Lineage: Eukaryota; Metazoa; Chordata; Testudines; Emydidae. The record is from RefSeq and is a predicted model, not a curated record.